This is a messenger RNA of Polychytrium aggregatum, 1500 nucleotides long. Its product is annotated as kinase-like domain-containing protein. The coding region runs from base 1 to 1353 and encodes 450 amino acids. The record is from RefSeq and is a predicted model, not a curated record. Gene Ontology annotation, biological process: peptidyl-serine phosphorylation. The transcript is spliced from 5 exons. Gene Ontology annotation, cellular component: nucleus; cAMP-dependent protein kinase complex. NCBI's taxonomy places the organism in Eukaryota, Fungi, Chytridiomycota, Chytridiomycetes, Polychytriales. Gene Ontology annotation, molecular function: ATP binding; cAMP-dependent protein kinase activity.
AUGUCGCUCCUCGAUAAAAUCAAAAAGACGGCAUCUAAAGGGAACCAGGUCUUCAAGGGCACGUCCAAUUCGGUCGCACCCCUGUCCACAAAGGAGUCGUCGACCCCCACCAGCGCCUCCAAAACCGAUAGUCCCAAGGUCGACUCGCCUGCGACACCACACGGCCACCAGUCUUCCUCAUCUGCCCCGUCGCAAAAGCUGGCCGUGGCGCCCUCCGCAAGCGCUGGUGCGGCCCUCACCCCCACAUCGGCGCCUCAGUCCACCCCUCCGGCCACCACCAUCCCACGCGCCGUAUCACAGACCAGGGUCGAGUCGCCCGAGUCUCAAUCGCAAUCCGGCAGCGGCGCUGCUCAGGCUGCCGGGGCCACAUCGCCGCCCGUUGCGGUUCCCAAGCCCAAGAUCAAGAUCGGCAUCAACGAUCUCAUCAUCGACCGCACUCUGGGCACGGGCUCAUUUGGACGCGUCCACUUGGUCCGCCUGAAGGCCACGGGCAAAUUCUAUGCCAUGAAGGUGCUGAAGAAGACCGAGAUCGUCAAGAUGAAGCAAGUCGAGCACACCGUGAACGAGAAAAGCAUCCUCGAGCAGCUGGACUUUCCCUUUCUGGUCUCGCUCCUGGGAACCUUCCAGGACUGUGCCAAUCUGUACUUUGUACUGGAGUACGUCCAAGGCGGAGAGUUGUUCACGUAUCUGCGACGCUGCGGGCGGUUCCCCAACCUGGUAGCGCGAUUCUAUGGCGCCGAGGUCAUUUCUGCUUUUGAGUAUCUCCACGAGCGCGACAUCAUCUACCGCGACUUGAAGCCCGAGAAUCUGCUGAUCGACGCCCAAGGACACAUCAAAAUCACAGACUUUGGAUUCGCAAAGGUGGUGCCGGAUGUGACUUGGACGCUGUGCGGAACUCCUGACUACCUCGCUCCCGAGAUCAUCCAGUCCAAGGGCUAUGGCCGAGCCGUCGAUUGGUGGGCACUUGGUGUCCUGAUAUAUGAGAUGCUGGCCGGCCAUCCACCCUUUUAUGAUGAGGACCACUUCAAGCUCUACGAAAAGAUCCUGGCAUGCAAGCCAAAGUUCCCGGCUCACUUUGAUCCCAACGCCAAAGACCUGGUCAAGCGCCUGCUGACAUCCGAUCUGACCAAGCGAUAUGGCAACCUCAAGGGCGGAUCGGGCGACAUCAAGAAGCACAAGUGGUUCUCGGGCCUGGACUGGCAGAAGCUCCGGACCUUGCAGAUCCCGGCCCCGUACGUUCCGCCCAGCCGAGGCGAAGGCGACACAAGCAACUUUGAUGCCUAUCCGGAGGACCACGAGCCAUAUGGCAUCAUCUGCCCCGACCCUUACCGAGACAAGUUCAGAGACUUUUGAGGGAACCAAUGCCCACGCUCGCACGCACGCCCACACGCACGGAUGCAUGCGGAUCAGUCUCUCGUACAAUCGGCACCGCACUGGCAUCGAUGCCGUUGGCCGUGGCGAAGAAGAGGGAAGGGGGGGUAUCUAUCGGCUGGACGUGAU